Messenger RNA from Dreissena polymorpha, 1802 nucleotides. Its product is annotated as EEF1A lysine methyltransferase 2-like. Gene Ontology annotation, biological process: peptidyl-lysine dimethylation; peptidyl-lysine monomethylation. The coding region runs from base 93 to 779 and encodes 228 amino acids. Gene Ontology annotation, cellular component: cytoplasm. NCBI's taxonomy places the organism in Eukaryota, Metazoa, Mollusca, Bivalvia, Myida, Dreissenidae. The transcript has 6 exons. The record is from RefSeq and is a predicted model, not a curated record. Gene Ontology annotation, molecular function: protein-lysine N-methyltransferase activity.
AAUUACAUAUCACCGAUUUGUCUACGCAAAUUUGUUUACUUUUGGUGACAGCUAAAAAGCACGUGCAAAACAUUUACGAGCUUACAUCGAAAAUGGCAUCAAAUGACAGUGACAACUUGCCAGACUUUGGAUCAUCAGAACUUGGCACAAAAGAGUAUUGGGACUCUGCAUACGAAAAGGAAGUUGACAAUUUUGAAGACAUAGGAGAUGUGGGAGAAGUAUGGUUUGGUGAGGAAACUAUGGACAAGAUCAUUUCCUGGAUUGAGAAGUGCCCCGAGGUGAAAGCCAAUGACCCAAUUAUUGACCUGGGGUCAGGAAAUGGCAUGAUGUGUAUUGAGCUGAGCAAGCGUGGUUUCAGUCAGCUGGUGGGCGUGGACUAUUCAGAGCUGGCAGUGAUGUUGUCCAGGUCUGUAGCCAAGGCUGAAGGCUGUGAGGAAGUUGUUUUUGAGACCGGUGAUCUUAUUACUUCUGAAAGACCCAACCAAUGCACCUGUCUGACACGGAAAUACAAGGUGGUCCUGGACAAGGGGACGUACGACGCCAUCAGCCUGUCACCGCACGACUCACAGAGUGCACAACUUGGUUACCUGGCAACAGUUAAAGAUUUGAUGGACAGCGACAGCUUGUUCUCCAUAACAUCUUGUAACUGGACAAAGGACCAGUUGACAGAUUUUUUUAAAGAUUUCAAGCUUCAUGAUGAAAUAAAAUUCAAGACAAUACAGUUUGGUGGGAAGACGGGAAGUACAUACACAAGCCUUGUUUUGAAACUGAGCACAUGAUGGAACUGAGCACGUGAUGGAACUGUGUGGGAGUGGAGACUUGAUUGAAGAAGAAUUCUGAUGCGCAUAAAGCUCGGACUCUUGUCAUUUUACCUUAGAAUCUUGUAAAACAACAACAUUGAACUAGAAUGUGGAUCCAGCGUAUAUCACAGUGUAUAAAUCAAUUUCUGAACAAGAUCGAGCAAACUUAUGUAUCAGAAGUGUUAAGGUUUUGAGUGAUGUCACUUAGGCCAAGAUUAACCCAUUUGCAUUCAUGCCCAGUGGACUCUCCAAUCCUUCUGAAUUGGAUCAAUUUAUUUCAAAAUUAGGGAUGUCUUGUAUAUUUAUUUCUAUAUUUAGAAUAUUUCUUACAGAAAUUCCUGUAAGCAAACAGCGCAGACCCUGAUCAGACCCCGCAUCAUGCGGCGUCUCACCUGGGUCUACGCUGUUUGCCAAGGCCUUUUUUCUAGACGCUAGGCAUAAAUGGGUUAAAUUGACUGAUGUUUCUCUAACUUACAUUGUUCAACAAGCAUUUCUUCUCAAGACUAUCAAUGAAAAAAUGGUUUUAUCAAAACUUAACAAAUAUUGAAGAUAUAAUUUGAAGCGAAAUUGUAACCUGACAACCUACCAUCCAACAAUUAACAUCGUGACUGGAGUAUAUUCCUUUAAACAGCAUGAUUGUGACAUGUUCUUUACACUUGUACUAUUUGACAUAUGUCUGUUUAGUCUUAUAUAAUGGAUAUUUAUUGCCACGUUUCUUUUGUGACAAUGUCAAAUUGUUUCUGGAAUAUUUGCCUGUUGUAUUUAUUUAUCAAAUAUGUUAAUGUUAAAAUCUCAUUAUGUGCGAAGACUAUAUACGAUCUGAUGAAAUUGUAUACAUUAUGUUUGAUGACCUUUUGAAAAUUAAUGAAAUAAUUGCCCUGAAAAGGACUGAUACAUGUACUUCCCAAGAAAAAUACUCAAGUGUCUCAAUAGGCCUAAGGCUUGUAUGUAAUCAAGCUGUAAUAAAUAACCGAGAUAAACUUCUUAACCACCAAAGUCAAA